Aureobasidium subglaciale EXF-2481 is the source of this 324-nucleotide messenger RNA. RefSeq lists its product as uncharacterized. The record is from RefSeq and is a predicted model, not a curated record. The transcript has 3 exons. Lineage: Eukaryota; Fungi; Ascomycota; Dothideomycetes; Dothideales; Saccotheciaceae. The coding region runs from base 1 to 324 and encodes 107 amino acids. Gene Ontology annotation, cellular component: mitochondrion.
AUGGCAGUCUCAAGAACGCUAGCUCUCAAGCUCAUGGAGACACAAUGCGCCAUCUUCAACACGACCUUCAACCCUCAGGGCUUCCGCACUGGUAACAGUGUCCUACGCCAACGUCUUCGCGGUCCUGCAAUGGCUGCAUACUACCCUCGUCGCGUCGCUACCUUCACCGAUCUGCAAAAGGCAUACCCUGGAUUCGAGACCUUUGACGACUACGAGGAAGACAGAGUCGAGAACGUCCAGAUCUCAAAGUCCAGAGGCAAGGGUGCACCCAAGAAGAAGAGGACAGCUGCCGAAUCAAAGAAGUUCGGCAAGAAGAAGAGGUAA